AUGUCUGGAAAAAGGCCAUACUUUCAACUUGUCGACGGUAUUCCGAGACCCCCUAUUAUCGACCCGGUUGUGUUUAAGAGGAGCCUCAACAGGAAAUUCAAGGAAGGUGAUGUGCUGCUUUCGACAUACCCGAAGAGUGGAACAAAGUGGCUUGUGUACAUAAUGCAACUUAUCCUCGAGGAAGGCAAACCGGUGAUUAGUUUCGAGGACUUCAUGGACAACGCAUGUAGUGUCGAGUUCACGAAUGACGAGGACCGGCAGACGAUGCUGCCGCUUCAAAUACACUUCACCCACUACCCCCUUCGCAGAGAGAACAUGGGCGAAGCAGCCAAGUUUGUGUACGUUGCUCGCAACCCUUGGAACGUCUGCAUUUCGUUCUACCACAUGGUCAAGGAUCUCAGGGUUUACCAGUUCCAAGAUGGCUCGUUCGAUGAUUUUCUUGAGGCUUUCCUGGCGGGAGACUUUGGAUUUGGUAGUUAG
Dermacentor albipictus is the source of this 480-nucleotide messenger RNA. RefSeq names its product sulfotransferase 1A1-like. Gene Ontology annotation, biological process: sulfation. Gene Ontology annotation, molecular function: sulfotransferase activity. Gene Ontology annotation, cellular component: cytoplasm. NCBI's taxonomy places the organism in Eukaryota, Metazoa, Arthropoda, Arachnida, Ixodida, Ixodidae. The record is from RefSeq and is a predicted model, not a curated record.